UCGUUAGUCAACAUGCAUGAGUCACCAGUUCCCAUCUUCUCCCACCUAAACUCCAAAAAUGUGAAGUCGUUGAAAUUAGGUCCUCUCCCUUCAUCCCACUCUUGACUUUCCCCUCCCUCGCAUACCUAUAAAACCCCAAGACUCCUUACAGCAAAACCCAAACAACAUCCCGUCAUGCUCCCCUCUCUCUUCACCUCCACCCUCACGCGCCUCACGCCCCGCCUGCCGGUGCUAAUCUUCGCCGCCACGUGGACCGCCUGCCUCACUCUCACGGUGGCUCUGGCCUCCUUCUCUCCCGAGGUUGCGUUUGUCUCGGCCAUUUCUUCUUCGUCUUCGUGCGGCUCGGAAGCGUCCAUAAGGGUUCUGGCAGACGUGCCGGGAGAUAUUCUCUGCUUGCCGGCUCAGCUGUUCAGCAAGUCCAGGAUCGACUUCAUCGUGCCUCCGGUUUUCGCGGCGCUCGUGGUGGCCGGGUCGGCGUGCCUGGUCCGGGCCAUGGGCCUGUGGGAGACAGACGAAGCCCAGUGAAGUUUGGGCUCGCUUUGCCGCCUAAUUGCAUCUGUUCCCGCCAAAUUGUUUAGAACAAGAACUGAUUGGCAAUUGUAGAUGGAUGACUAUAGUUUGAUUCUUUUUCAGUGACUUUAUAUGUAAUCAGCUCAAACACUGCAGUUUUCAUUUGUUUGUAAAAGGAGAAAUUUGGUAGCGGGUUGUGAUCGAGAGAAAUCUUGUGACCUCAUCAAA
Molecule: messenger RNA, 738 nt
Organism: Rosa chinensis
Lineage: Eukaryota; Viridiplantae; Streptophyta; Magnoliopsida; Rosales; Rosaceae
Exons: 1
Coding region: 175-525 (116 amino acids)
Source: RefSeq, a predicted model, not a curated record